UAGAACGCCACGACUUCCAGAGGGGGCUUCGGUUUUAUUUUUACUUUGAUGUGAAAUAUUUUACCAUAACAGUUGCUAAAUUAUUACAAAAAUGGCGAGUGAAAUCCUGUCUCAAAUGGGUUGGGAUGAAGGGUUCGCCAUUCCCGUUGCAGAUGCAGAAAAUAAAGUCUUGGAAGAUGAGCUAAAAAGGAAACAAAAAGAAAAGGCUAACCUGGAGAACAAGUUGGGUGAAUUUGAAGACCGGAUCCAUGCUAUGGCUGAACACCUGAAAAAUGUCAGACAGGAGUUAUCUCAUACACAGGCCCUUUGUAGGGCCAAGGAAAAGGAGUCUGAAUCUGAGGUGCAUUUGAAGUCUUUGGCUGAGAGAGAGGAUGGACGUCUUCGGCAGGAGAUUCAAAGGCUUGAAAAUGAACUGGUAGCAUUGAGAGAUAAAAGGAACAUUCAAGAGAACAACAUUUUCAAAGCCACCCAGAGACUGGAGGAUCUGAAAUGCCAGCUGAACUGGGAUCAUCAGGCCCUGGAGGCCUGGCUGGAAGAAUCGGCACGCAAAGAUGAAGAUGCCAUGGCAAUCGUUAAGUACGCCAAGCAGGAUGAAGGCAAAAUAAGAGAGCUCACAUUGCGUAUAGAGAAGAUGACAGUUGAAGCUAACCAGAAACGGAAAAUUCUUGAUAAUGAAAUGACGGAGACAAUAUUAUCUCAGAUUGAGCUAGACAAGAUAGCAGAAGAUUUUCGUAAAGCCCACAUAGAAAGACAGGACCUGAUCCAUCAGUGGGAGAAUACCAUAGAACAGAUGCAGAAGCGAGACGAGGAGAUGGAUCAGUGUUCACUGUUAAUUGCCAAGGUGAAACAAGAGAUCAGAGAGAGAGAAAUGGUCAUCAAGGAGAAGUUUAACUUUCUGCAAAGUGAGGUGGAGAACAAUAAGGAAUAUGAAAAGAAUAUUUCCAAUGCUGAACGACAAGCUGCUAAACUCAGACUGGAAAACCAAGCUCAAGAAACCAACUGUACUUAUUUGAAGCAUGAGCUGAAUAGCUUGAAGGGGACUGUGGAUAGGACCGCUACUGAUCUAGAGUCAAUGAGAAUCCAGCUGGCCAACGUGAAAAAAGAAAUUGUGGACAAAAAUAACAAAUUGAAAACUACUAAAGAGUAUAAUGAAGGCCUUGUCCAAAAGCUGAAAUCUGUGAAUGAAUCAACAUUAAAUGUGGAGGAGAGAGCUAAAAGAAUGGAAGAGAUGUUGAAGGAAGAGGAACAAACCAUUAAGGAGAUAGAAUUUCAGUUACAACAGCUGAGGGAGCAGCAGUUCAAGAGAAACCAGGAGUUAGCCAACCAGAAAGAGAAAGAGAAGAAUACAGAGGCCGAGAUCAUUGGGAGCAGGACUGCCCUUCAAAAUCUCAAUAGUAGGCUACAUAAACUGGAUCGUGACUCACUUAAACAACAGGAAAUGAUUUAUGGCCAGGAUUUCCAGAUUCAGCAUCUGGGGAGAAAGAUGUCCAAGCUUCAGGGAGAGUUGAACACAGAUGAAAAGCUUGUUCUUGAAGCCAAGGUGGCUGAACUCAACAGCAAUCUGACAGAGAAGAAGGACACCUGCAACAUGCUGACAACACAGCUAAAAAAGCUUGAGGAUGAUAUCCGUUAUGUGAAAAAGGAGUUAGAUCGGACUGGAGCCGAGAAGAACGAACUGACCAGUAAAAUUGAAGAACUAAACCUUUUCAAUGACAUCUCAGAAAAGGAGCUGAAGAAGAUCAGGCUUAAAAAGCAGGACUUCAUGGUUGAGGAUAACAUACUGAAACUGGAGGUCAAACGUCUGCGAGACUUGCUUUACAACAAGGCAGACAACGUUCUCUCCUUAGAGAAGAGGAAACUUCAGCUGCAAGCAGCUAUGAAAGAAAGAGCAGAGGAAAUAAAAAUUCAUAGGGACAUGUUACAAACACAGGUCAGAAUUGUGGAUCAGGAACGUCAAAAACUCAGUGCAGAAGUGCAGGAGAGACUUUCCAAAAUUGAUAAACUAAGGAAGAGGUACGAAAUUUUAAUGAUUUCCACGGCAGCCCCCGAGGGAGAAGAGGAUAAGUCACAAGCUUAUUAUGUCAUUAAGGCUGCACAAGAGAAAGAGGAACUUCAACGUGAAGGGGAUGAACUGGAUGCAAAAAUCCGCAAGUCAGAGAAAGAAUUGAGAGCUUUAGAAAACACGCUGCAUGUGAUCAACAGCCGCAAUUCAACAUACAGGAAAUCUUUUCAAAGAGUCACAGAAACAAGUGAAGAAUAUGAAGAGAAGCUAAAGCUCGAUGAGCUGAAGAGAGCCGUUGAGGAGAAGUACAGGUACAAACGAAGACAAAUCCGAGAACUCCAGGAAGAUAUUCAGGGUAUGAACAGCACACUUGACAAUCUGUUGAAAGACGAAGCAGAUCACCAUGAAAUGUCUGAGGAGGCACAAACUAAAAUUAUGAACUUGAAUAAGGACCUGGAGGCUCAAAAGCAGAAAUUAGAGAGAGUAACAAAGCAGUGCUCUAAAGUGGCCAGGGAGAUUCGUACUGCCAAGAAGGGCAGAGGGGAGACCACAGAGGAACGUGAUAUAGAUCUCCGUGGAUUACGAGACUUUAACAGAUCUGUUAAUAAGAUGCUGGUCGAAGCUAUGGGGGACCAGCCUGAACUAGCAACAGCGCUCCAAAUAUACUUUCAACAGGCCAAGUUGCCUUUACCUGCAGUUGUUUCUACUCCUAGCAGUAGGCACAGCUCAAUGCUUGCUUCUGCCCGCAGCUCAGCAUCAUCUGUGAGGACACAAAUCUCUUCAAGAAGCAGUUCUGGAAAUGCUGGUGUGCAGUCACCACCUAUGAAGGUCGUUGAUCUAGGAUUGGGACUGUCUGUGACAUCACCUCCUCUAACAACAACUUCACCCAGGGAAUCUCGCCCUGGCAGUGCAGCUACCAGCAACAGUAGCAGCCGCAGUCAAAAGAGUCUGAAGUAG
Polyodon spathula (Mississippi paddlefish) is the source of this 2959-nucleotide messenger RNA. It is a transcript of the gene ccdc39, whose product is annotated as coiled-coil domain containing 39. The transcript is spliced from 20 exons. Gene Ontology annotation, cellular component: axoneme. Lineage: Eukaryota; Metazoa; Chordata; Actinopteri; Acipenseriformes; Polyodontidae. The coding region runs from base 92 to 2959 and encodes 955 amino acids. Gene Ontology annotation, biological process: cilium-dependent cell motility; cilium movement; inner dynein arm assembly. The record is from RefSeq and is a predicted model, not a curated record.